AUGCCCAAAAACGAAAAUUAUAAUGGUGCUCAACUGCCUCCUCAACCAAGUCAGCAAGAAGUACCAAUUUCCCAACCAUCGUCAUCGAUAUAUGUUCAGGGACAGAUGUUUCCUCCACAAUUUCAACCAGCUAUGAAUAUGACUACCGUGCAGCAGCAGCAGCAACAAUACCUACCGCAACCUUAUUCUCCAUAUGUACAGUAUCUGCAACAACAGCAUCAGCAACCACCACAGCAGCAGCACCACCAUCACCAACUACAAGUAUCACAACCACCGCUACUGCUUCCGGGACAACAAACGCCACUUCAACAACGAUAUAUGCCAACUUUGCAACAUCCACAUUCACCACUGUUACCCCACCACCAAUUAUCAUCGUAUCAAUCCCUGGUACAAUCACAACUACCGUUAAAUAACGUGGAGCAUCAGCAACAGCAUCAACAACAACCAUCGAUAUCGGCUGACCCGUCACAAGAAGAAUUUACUGCUACUCGAAACGCUUCAACAACAAGCCUAAAUACAGAAUCCACGAGCCACCAAUUACAACCUGUAUUCAAUUCCACCAUGCACAACAACGAAGCCCUGGAUCAAGCUGACCAAUCCAGCUCUGGUCCUUUAUCCAUGCAAUCACAGUAUCUGAUGCUAGGAACUAAUCAAGAUGUUUCUUCCUCUUCAGUUCCGACGUCAAUAACCCCUAUGGACAAAGAUAAACCGCCGGCCGAUUAUGGUACCACUACGACUGAUCCCAGUGCCUCAUCAUCAAUUGCAAAUCUUGGAUCUUCUUCCGCCACAGCUUUGCAUCGACAACCACCACUGAAUAUUGAGGGUAAUAUCUAUCUUCAUUCACAGUCCUCUGCUUCUUUAAACCAAGAUGAAGCUCAUCAACUGCUGCAAAUUCCAUCACACCCACUUCAAGUGCAACCGCCAGGUCAGUCACUGGUCCUCCAUCUGCAACUGCUGCCACUCUUGUCGCAGCUUCCUCAGUAUUCGCGCCAUCAACUGCACCACCAGCCAAUAAACACACAUCCUCACUUUCCUCAUCAGUCAGCAACACUACCAUUUGCCCCUUCAAAUUUAUCUACACUACCACCUCACCCAAUGGAUGUUUCUGAGUAUCCCGACAUGACUACAUUUGUCAAUUCCAACAUCAACUCCAUUCCGAUCCCGUUAGUUGAAGCACGGUUUGUUGAUCAUCGGACGUGUGAAAUUUGCGGCAAAAGAAUCACCCGCGACAUGUCAAGACAUAUGCGCACACAUCAAUCGGAAUCUCGCUUCACUUGUGAAUUCCCCAAACAACAAUGUCGACAUAAACUGGGCAAAUUCAAUCGGCCUUAUGAUUACAAGAAACAUUUGCUCAAUCGACAUUACCAUUUUGAUGAUCCUGAAGUGAAAAAAUUGCAUAAUUUGAGUGAUAAAUUGACUCAUUGGGGAACUUGUCCUUGUGGUUUGCGAUUUACGGGUGAAACUUGGUUAGAAGAACAUAUCCUAACUUCAGAUUUAUCAAAGAGGUGUCCAAUUCUCGAUCCAAAGUAG
This is a messenger RNA of Lodderomyces margitis, 1530 nucleotides long. RefSeq lists its product as uncharacterized. Lineage: Eukaryota; Fungi; Ascomycota; Pichiomycetes; Serinales; Debaryomycetaceae. The record is from RefSeq and is a predicted model, not a curated record. The transcript has a single exon. The coding region runs from base 1 to 1530 and encodes 509 amino acids.